AUGAAGGUCAUCCUUGCAAUCAACUCGGGAUCUAGCUCUGUCAAGAUCUCGGUUUACUCCGCCGAGCCCAAACAGUCACCCCGGCAGAUCGCAGAGACGGCCGUCAGUGGUCUGACGGCCCCACCUGCACAGGUCUCCUACACACGCGGCGGGGUUGAAGUCAAGAAGAACCAAGAUCUCGAGGAUAGUGUGACGACCCAGGACGACGCCUUCAAAGUGCUCCUCAAGACAUUGAUGGAGGACCCGGAACUACCGCAGAUCAAGCAGAAGAGUGACAUUGCUCUGACCUGUCACCGAAUCGUCCAUGGAGGCGACUACCCUUGCUCCCAGGUCAUCACCCAGGACACAUACCACCACCUGGAAGAGCUUAGUGACCUUGCGCCCCUGCAUAAUGGCCCCGCUCUCGAUAUCGUCAACUCGUGCGUGAAGCAGCUUCCCGACGCUGUCAACGUUGCCUGCUUUGACACGCAAUUCCACACGACUAUUCCCGCGCACAUCCACACGUACCCCAUCGAUCAGGAAAUUGCCAAGAAGAACCGCCUAAGAAAAUACGGUUUCCAUGGCGUCAGCUACUCUUUUAUCACGCGCUCCGUCUCCGAGUUCCUCGGCAAGGAUACCAAAGACCUCAACAUCAUCGCUCUCCACCUAGGCAGCGGAGCAAGCGCAUGCGCCGUUCGCAACGGCCAGAGCUGGGACACCAGCAUGGGAUUGACUCCCGUUGCUGGCUUGCCUGGAGCCACCAGAAGCGGCAGUGUAGACCCCAGUCUCGUCUUCCAUUACGCGAGUGACGUCGGCAAGCUGUCUCCCAACUCGACAUCAAACCUGCACCUUACCCAGGCCGAAGAGAUUCUCAACAAGCGUAGCGGAUGGAAGUCACUCACGGGGACAACCGACUUUGGCAUCAUUGCUUCUUCCGACGAGCCGACCUGCAAGCUUGCCUUCGAUAUAUUUGUUGAUAGAAUAUGCGCCUUCAUUGGCUCAUACUUUGUCACCCUCAACGGAAACGUGGACGCAUUGGUCUUCGCCGGGGGCAUUGGUGAGAAGAGCGACAAGCUGCGGAAGCGGGUCGUCGAGCAAUGCGCUUGCUUGGGCUUUACCAUUGACGAUGCCCUAAACGGCAAGAGAAUAGUAGACACGGUCCAGGAGGUUGGCAAAGACGACGCCAAGUGCCGUACAUUGGUUUGCCAGACGGACGAGCAAUAUGAGAUGGCGAGGCUCUGCACCGAAGAGGAGGCGCUCUGGCAGGAGUAG
Molecule: messenger RNA, 1251 nt
Organism: Colletotrichum spaethianum
Lineage: Eukaryota; Fungi; Ascomycota; Sordariomycetes; Glomerellales; Glomerellaceae
Product: putative acetate kinase
Exons: 2
Coding region: 1-1251 (416 amino acids)
Biological process (GO): phosphorylation; acetate metabolic process
Molecular function (GO): acetate kinase activity
Source: RefSeq, a predicted model, not a curated record